Messenger RNA from Brassica napus (rape), 777 nucleotides. RefSeq lists its product as uncharacterized. The record is from RefSeq and is a predicted model, not a curated record. Bases 1 to 777 code for a protein of 258 amino acids. The transcript has a single exon. Lineage: Eukaryota; Viridiplantae; Streptophyta; Magnoliopsida; Brassicales; Brassicaceae.
AUGCUUGAAAGAUGGAUAUUAGAAGAUGAGGAUGGUGAUUAUGAUGAUGAGCUUGGUUUGUUUUAUGUUCCUAUCGCUGAGAGAUUGAAUCAUAGAACAGAUCGAGGAGCAGGAUGGCGACAUGUUCAACAACUUAUGUAUGAAUCUGAUCAGCAAUGUUAUGACAUUCUUCGAAUGAAUCAAAGGACUUUUGAAGCUUUGUGCAAGAUGCUAGCUGAGCGAUAUGGAUUGAAAGAGACUCACCAUGUCUACCUUGAAGAAUCUGUGGCGAUGUUUCUCGAGACUGUUGGUCAAGAUAAGAUGAAGCGGGAUAUUGCUGCAAGGUAUCAAAGAUCAUUGGAUACGGUCCAACGGAAGCUUGAUGAUGUUUUGAGUGCUAUUCUGAAGUUUACGGAGGUUACAUUAAGACCACAAGAAGGCGAGUUUGGAAGAGUGAGUCAUGUUUUGAGGAAUGAUGAUCGGUAUUGGCCUCAUUUCAGAGAUUGUAUUGGAGCACUCGAUGGAACUCAUGUGUCGGUUCGCCCUCCAAGUCAAAAUACAGAAGUGUAUAAAGGUAGAAAGCAAGAUCCUGCAAUGAAUGUUCUUGCUAUAUGUAACUUCGACAUGAAGUUCAUAUACGCAUAUCUCGGUGUACCUGGUAGAGCACAUGAUACGAAGGUCUUGACUCAUUGUGGGAAUGAGGCUUCUUUCCCACAUCCUCCUCCUAGAAAGUAUUAUCUAGUUGACUCGGGAUAUUCGACUAGGACGGGGUAUCUUGGUCCGCAUCGGAGUAUGUGA